AUGGAAACUAAUGGGGAUGAUUGCUAUAACAUUCUCUGGCAAAUGCUCAAGAACGAAAAAUGGUCGGAUCUGAAAAUUCAAACGGCGACUUACACUUUCAGUGUCCACAAAAGCGUCGUCUGCCCUGCCUGUCCAUUUUUUGAGGCUGCCUGCACCGGAGACUGGAAGGAAGCUGGCUCCGGGAUUAUCGAACUGCCCGAGUCUGAACGCACGGUUAGAAGCCUACUGGAGUGGUGCUACGGGGUUUUCAACACUGAUUACUUCACGUUGGCCAGUGGUAAAGAGGACACGCUGCGCUACUUCGAAUUGCUCGUGGCGGCUGACAAGUAUCAAAUGCCCGAUCUCAAAGACGAAGUGGAAAUCACGUUUGGAUUCGCAGGGACCGCUUCGGAUCUUGUGAAAGUUGCGCUCUGGGAAUGCCCUGAGUUAGCCAAAGAUCUCAUGCGGUACGUGGCGCAAGAGUCCUCUCGUGUCAAUAAGAGACGGAAGCUCAUCGAUCCGGAGCAUCUACGCAAGCCUGCAGAGGCCACCGACACCGACAUCGAGCCCGACGAGGACACCGACGACAGCGAUGAUUGA
This is a messenger RNA of Cercospora beticola, 579 nucleotides long. RefSeq names its product BTB/POZ domain-containing protein. Lineage: Eukaryota; Fungi; Ascomycota; Dothideomycetes; Mycosphaerellales; Mycosphaerellaceae. Gene Ontology annotation, molecular function: protein binding. The record is from RefSeq and is a predicted model, not a curated record.